AGACUGAUGUUAAACUCAGUCAGAAACUACAUCAUGAUCAUUUUCCUCUGUGUCACUCUGAAUGUUUUCAUCGUCUCAGGGGUCUCUGUCGGCAAAGAGGUCAACCAGGAUCCAUCUGAUGUGAUCAAGAGACUGGGUGAACCGGCAAUAUUUAACUGCAGACAUAAAAUUAGUGGCUAUAACCGAAUCCUCUGGUACAAACAGUUGGAAGAUGGACAGAUGGAGUACCUGGGAUACAUGAACGUAAAUACAGGAUAUCCUGAAGACAAAGACAAAGUGAGCAUAACAGGGAAUGCAAAUGAAAACGAGAACUGCACAUUAACAAUCAAAGAAGUGGAUCUGAACAGCAGUGCAGUGUAUUUCUGUGCUGCUAUUCACAGCCCCUUACACCUGUUUCAAAGUCCUCUAACCAGUGUGGGUCUUUACUUCUCAUCCAGAUCAGAUACUAUGAUGGGAGGUUUGGAGACAGCAGCCUCAGACUUUCACUCAAACUUUCUAUCUGUAGUGAUGGAGACUUCUGAGGUCCAGAUCUCCUGCAAACACAACGACAACAACCUUGAACUGAUGCUCUGCUGUCACAGAAAUAGCAGCAGUGAGCUGGUGGUGUUGGAGCCGAGCUGCACAGCUGCUCUCUCAGGCUCACAGAGAUGGAGGCUGAGAUACGGCGGAGCAGAGAAACAAACUGGCACUCUUCAGUUCAGCUCAGAGCUUUUUGACAUUAAGCCUGAGCGCUGUGCCGAUUACGAAGCUUACUUCGGCGCUGGGACUAAACUGACUGUCCUCGCUCGAGCUCUGUGUCAGUACGAAGCUUAUUUCAGCCCUGGGACUAAACUGACUGUUCUCGCUCGAGCUCUGUGUCAGUACGAAGCUUACUUCAGCCCUGGGACUAAACUGACUGUUCUCGCUCGAGCUCUGUGUCAGUACGAAGCUUAUUUCAGCCCUGGGACUAAACUGACUGUUCUCGCUCGAGCUCUGUGUCAGUACGAAGCUUACUUCAGCCCUGGGACUAAACUGACUGUUCUCGCUCAAGCUCUGUGUCAGUACGAAGCUUACUUUGGCCCUGGGACUAAACUGACUACACUGUAUAAACACUCGUACAGGCUGGCUGAUCUGAAAGAUGUAUUUGAAGUCCUGGCUUGUAAAGAAAGAGAGUUGGAAGAAUCUUUAAGCAGACGGAUUAACAGAGACAUCAGGAAGAGUUUUUGUCACGGAGGAAAGUCACUGUGCUCAUACACCGAGGCUUACUUUGGAGCUGGAACUAAACUCACUGUUUUAGAUGAGGAUCGUAACAUCACUGAACCAAAGGUCACACUUUUUCCUCCUUCAAAAAAGGAGUGUGGAGGGAAGACAGACCAGAAAAAGAAGACGAUCGUCUGUGUGGCCAGUGAAUACUACCCGGACCACAUCGUCUUCUCCUGGUUUUUGAACGAUGAAGAAAUCAACGGAAGGAUGGUCAUUAACAGCAGCGCCGUGAAGGAAGACGAGACCUACAGUAUCAGCAGCAGGCUGAGGGUCACUGCUGAAGAGUGGCACAGCCCUGAGAAUAAUUUCACCUGCAAAGUCAGCUUCUGGGGCGAGGAAGGAUGGCUCAAUCAAACUGCUUCUGUCAAUGGAGAAGAAGACACAGCCAAAAAAGGAGUCCCAACGAGAGAGAAAUACCUGAAGGUCACACAGAGCGCCAAACUCUGCUACACCGUCCUCAUCGUCAAGAGCUGUAUCUACGGAGGCUUCGUGGCUCUGCUGCUGCUGAAGCUUAAGGGAAGAAAGCAGAAGAAGUGAGAGCGGAGAGCUGAGGCCGGAGAGGAGAACUCUGCGUCUUCAGUCGUGUGUUCAAGAAUGUAAAUAAGAGCUGGAAGCUUUGAAGCUGAAUGAAGAAAUCUCUGCGCGAGCUUUACUCACUGGGGAGCUUAAAUCUGUCACAACAUAUGUUCAGAACGGGCUAACAGGGCCGUCCUCGUCAUUUAGCUUUCUGUACUUACAGAAACAAAGACGUAUGUCAUUAUAGCUUCACGUAUUUAGUUUAUUCUGGCUGUUUGACUCUGAAAACCUCAUAUUUGUGUUCCUGAAAGUCAAACUGAAGUUACAAGAGAGGGGCAUAACCUGCAGCUUUGCAGUCUGAGUGCAGCACAUUGAUUGUUUUCUCUGUACUGGAGUUACCAUAAGUUGUAUCAUCGCUUUAAAAUCAAAAUAAAACUCACUUUAACGAUAA
Notolabrus celidotus (New Zealand spotty) is the source of this 2209-nucleotide messenger RNA. RefSeq lists its product as uncharacterized. The record is from RefSeq and is a predicted model, not a curated record. Lineage: Eukaryota; Metazoa; Chordata; Actinopteri; Labriformes; Labridae. The transcript is spliced from 16 exons. The coding region runs from base 7 to 1779 and encodes 590 amino acids.